Molecule: messenger RNA, 798 nt
Organism: Sclerotinia sclerotiorum 1980 UF-70
Lineage: Eukaryota; Fungi; Ascomycota; Leotiomycetes; Helotiales; Sclerotiniaceae
Product: ubiquitin-conjugating enzyme
Exons: 2
Coding region: 1-798 (265 amino acids)
Source: RefSeq, a predicted model, not a curated record
AUGGCGAGUCGAGCUGCCAACAAACGGUUAACCCGUGAAUACAAAACCAUCACCGAGAACCCUCCUCCCUAUAUCGAAGCACAUCCAUCCGAAUCUAACAUCCUCGAAUGGCAUUACAUCCUCACUGGACCUCCCGACACACCUUAUCAUGGCGGACAGUACUGGGGUACCCUUCUAUUCCCCCCAAAUUAUCCAUUUGCGCCUCCCUCCAUUAAAAUGCACACGCCAUCCGGCCGUUUUCAACCCUCCACUCGUCUUUGUCUCUCAAUCAGUGACUUUCAUCCCAAGAGUUUCAAUCCCGCGUGGGAAGUCAGUACUAUAUUGAUCGGUCUAUUAAGUUUCAUGACGAGUGAAGAAAUGACAACGGGUUCGGUCGCCGCAUCAGAGGCGGAGAGAAAAUGGGCCGCGAGUAGGACGAGAUGGUGGAAUAGUACUGGAGGAGGCAGCUACAAAAAGGAUGGAACGCAGAAGGGAAAUAUCAAGGCCGGAGAUGGCGGCGCCAAGUUCAGAAGCGAGUGGGAGGAUUUGGAUAAGGAGAAUUGGAAGUGGAUGAAGGAAAGGGGUGUCGAUAUCGUCACUGGUAAUGAAGAAAAGAAGGAUGAAGAGGGGACUGGAAGGGAAUGCAGUGGAAUUGCGAUGAGGCGGCCAGGCGGUAGUCAGGCUGUUGUUGGAGCUGUGGUGGAAGGUGGUAGAGAAGGAAGAAGCUGGUUGCAGAGGAACAAAUACUGGGUUGCUGGCGGAGUGAUUUUUACUUAUGUUAUGAUUGCAAGACUAUUGGCAGAAGGACAUGAGCUAUAG